Eimeria mitis is the source of this 267-nucleotide messenger RNA. RefSeq lists its product as uncharacterized. Bases 1 to 267 code for a protein of 88 amino acids. The transcript has a single exon. NCBI's taxonomy places the organism in Eukaryota, Apicomplexa, Conoidasida, Eucoccidiorida, Eimeriidae. The record is from RefSeq and is a predicted model, not a curated record.
AUGUUCAGGGGCCCCGCAUGCACUGUACCCUCAUGGUCGCUGGCGACGCGCAUAAGGGGGCCCCCCAGGGGGGCCCCCCCAGAGAUGAAGUCUUUGGACUCGUUCUCCCGGGGGGCCCCCAACAAGGAGGAGACAGCGGGGGCCCUGGGGGCCCCCACCAAGGAGGAGACAGUGGGGGCCCCGGGGGCCCCCAGCCAGGAGGCGACAGGGGGGCCCCCGGGGGCCCCCAGCAAGGAGGAGACAGUGGGGGCCCCGGGGGCCCCCUGA